Messenger RNA from Siniperca chuatsi (mandarin fish), 5929 nucleotides. RefSeq names its product transmembrane protein 104 (gene slc38a12). NCBI's taxonomy places the organism in Eukaryota, Metazoa, Chordata, Actinopteri, Centrarchiformes, Sinipercidae. Bases 819 to 2309 code for a protein of 496 amino acids. The transcript has 10 exons. The record is from RefSeq and is a predicted model, not a curated record.
UGCCAGUGCAUGCAAUUUGAAUUUGACUGAUGGGUUUUUUAAUAACUAAAUAUCACCUGGAUGUCAUAUGACAUGCACAUGUGGCAUAUGCCUGCACAUACUGGUGAAGGGGUUGAUCGUUUUGUUAACCUACGCAGCACGGAGGAGCGGUUUGAAACAACAUGAUUUUUAAAUAUUGUGUGAUCUAACCAAAGUGUAGUCAUAUAAUGUUGAGUGGCAGUGAACUUAUUAUGCAAAAAUCCGUCAGCCGUGUAGGGAUAACUGUACAGGGACGGCGAGGAUAAACAAAACAUGCUCUCACAAGCUGAUUUGAUUGGACCUCGUGAUUUGAUUUCUGCACCAACAACCAACCGAGCAAACCAAUUUACAGGCGCAUCAAGCUAAACAUAAUAAUAAGGAAGACAACUCCAUUUUGCUUUCAUAAUAAAAGAUUUGUUAUAUAAACCCGACAGAGAAGGUUUUACUUUGAAAGGUAACCACGGAAGUGCGAGUUUGUGUGUUAGCGGUGGCUUGAUGUUGUGAUGUUCGUGCGGGAGCAGGUCAGCUGGUUGGUUAGUUUACUGGCUCAGUUAGACGCAGUUAGCUAAGUGUUAGAGCCUUGUUAGCCCAUUGGAAAGUGUUUUCUCUAAGCUUUCGGUUUAAACUUCCCUCCAACUAUUUGACAGCGAUACAGCUCAUGUUAGCUAGGUGGCGAGGGUCUCCGUUUAUUCAGCUAGCUAGUUAGGAUUGGAUCCAACUGACAGCUUGGAGCAUCCUGCUAGCCUAGCAGCUAAAUAAGCAAGAUACACUGGAAAGAAGUAAGGUGUGAACCAGCAACCAUGCCAGGUGGAAUUACAGAGACCGGGGAACCCUACUCCGCAUUUGUGGGGUUGGUGUAUAUGUUCAAUCUGAUUGUGGGAACAGGAGCUCUGACGAUGCCCAAAGCCUUCGCCACAGCCGGUUGGGUGGUCAGCCUGGCACUCAUCUCCUUUUUAGGAUUUAUGAGCUACAUGACCACCACGUUUGUGAUUGAGGCGAUGGCGGCGGCCAAUGCUCAGCUGCGCUGGAAGAGGAGAGAGCAGGAAGAGAUCGAUGACAGCGACUCCACCUCUGAGUAUUCGGAUGAUGAUGUCAUGGGCCGAGGCCGAUCAGAGCCGGAGACGAAGCCCAUCUUGUCUGUUCGUGAGUAUCAGAGAUCAGGAGGUCACGUCGACCACUUCGACAUUGUGGAGCGGGUUGAGAUGGGUCAAAUGGCCUCCAUGUUCUUCAACAAAGUUGGCGUCAACAUGUUCUACAUCUGCAUCAUAGUCUACCUGUACGGAGACCUGGCCAUCUACGCAGCAGCUGUGCCUAUAUCACUAAUGGAAGUUGCCUGUGGAAACCACUCCUGCAGCGCUGGAAGUGUGAAGUACAACGAUACAGACCCGUGCUGGGGUUCUGUCACGAGGAAAGAUGCGUACCGGGUGUUUCUGAGCGUGUUCACUCUUCUGUUGGGGCCUUUCACCUUCUUUAGCGCCCAGAAGACCAAAUAUCUUCAGAUUCUCACCUCAGUCAUGCGCUGGAUUGCAUUCACCAUGAUGAUCAUCUUGGCUCUCAUCCGCAUUGGUAAAGGCACUGGCGAGGGCCACCCACCAGUCGCCUCCUUCUCUGGGGUGCCCAACCUGUUUGGGGUGUGCGUCUACUCCUUCAUGUGUCAACACUCCCUGCCCUCCCUGGUGACGCCCAUCUCUGACAAGAAACGUGUCGGCACCCUGGUGUUUGCAGACUACACCCUGAUCCUGGGCUUCUACGUCCUCCUCUCAUUCACCGCCAUCUUCUGCUUUGAUAGCUCACUGCUGCACGACAUGUACACCCUGAACUUCACGGACAACUGCAACGUGUUGGAUAUUCCAUUCCUGCGUUACUUCCUGGGCCUGUUCCCAGUUUUCACCAUCAGCACCAACUUCCCCAUCAUUGCUGUCACACUUCGCAACAACUGGAAGACCCUAUUCCACCGGGACGGCGGCACCUACCCGUGGGUGGUGGACCGUGUUGUGUUUCCCCUCAUUACCCUGGUGCCCCCAAUUGUGGUGGCCUUCUGCACCCACAACUUGGAGUCCCUGGUGGGCAUUACAGGAUCCUAUGCUGGCACAGGAAUCCAGUACAUUGUCCCUGCCUGUCUUGUAUAUUACGCGAGACGCCAUCUGGAGCCCGUGAUGGGCAGGGAUGCCAUCAACAAGCAUCAGUCUCCCUUCCGCCAUGCCUUUUGGGUGUGGUUUGUUUUGUUGUGGGCUGCCUCCUGCCUCAUAUUUGUCACAGCCAACAUCAUCCUGACUGACACCAAGAAAUGAGAACUCACAGUUCCAAAAACUUUCUAAAAAAAAUAAAUAAAUGCAUAUCUGUUUGGCCAGUCUCUUUGUUCAUGUACACGAGGCCUUACUUGCUGCUGGUUGGACAGUGUGCCUUUUUAUGGGACUUUUGUUGCAUAUAUUAAAUGUAAUGAAGAGUAAUUUAUCAAAUUUUUAAAAAGGGACCAAUUGUCUAUCAGUUGUUCUAUCAAAAAAGCUGGAACAGUGCAUGGCAACAAUGAAAGGGAAUUGAAAAGGGUAAUUUAUUAAAAGGGUGUUUUGUCAUCAAACACCUUACAGUCUGACAUUUUCACAAGGAUUUGCACAUAAACAACUUUUUAAAAAUAUAUUUUAAGGGUUCAGUAUGCUUCAAACGAACAAGUUCAUACGAAGUGUCAUACAAACAUGUACAAACGGCGUAAAGUUGGCUUGCUUGUCGCAUUGCCGGUUUCGGAAGUUACAAAACUCCCCUAAUUCCGAUGUUGGAAAGGUUCGUGUCAAACGCAGUUCGACGAUCCAACAAACACUUUGUUUGAAGAGAUCUGUGGGUUGUCCAUCCUGCAAUUUAAAGGGCAGAGAAGCGACAAGAAAAAGAGCCUGUCACCUCAGGACUCGCGUUCUGUUGGUAAACUGCUUGGCAUCUACACAGCUUAAUAAUGAAAUUGGAUCAGAAACUAACAGAAGAAGAAAAAUGAAUGAAUCAGGGAUGAUCCGUCUUUCAUGGCUGAUGUGUAUCCAUUCCUCAGCUUUGGCUGCCUCUGAUCUCCUCGUCCCCUUGUGAACAAUGAAGCUCCGUCUGUGACAGAUCCACUGACAGAUAGGCCUCCAGGAAGAGCUCCAUCUCUGUUUAUCACCAAGCACUCGCACCUGUAGUUCACACACAAGGCAUGUGUCCCGUCUACUGCUCAGCACCCAUUCAUGACUCUGUCAGCCUCAUACUGUAUCUAUCACACGGUCCAACACCUGACAGGAUAAUAGAGAGCUACAGUGCUUCAGCUCUGGAUAUGGGGAAGGCAUCAGCGGUCCAAAGUGAAGGGUAGUGAGCUAAAAGUGACUACAAAGCUUCAUUCACUACCCAAUGUUCUGUAGCUUAGUAAUGCUGAUUUCACUGACACUUGGCAGCUUCCUCUCUGAGUUGUGCCUAUGUUGAUGGACUUCAUUAUUGCCCUAACACCUUAAUCUUCUACCUGUCUCAUUUUGUCUUUCUGAUUUUCCUAAUUCAUUAUUAUCAGUCAAAUACCUCUUCAAGAGUUGGUUCCCUGUAAGUACAAAAAAAAAAAAACAUGAAUGGGGAAUGGAAAUUUGGUUGUGACACUUACAGCAUUGAAAAAUUAAAAAAUUCAGCAGCAACAGUCUUAGUGGGAACCGUGUCCAUGUUCCUCUGGAUAUUCCACAGAUCUUACUGUAGGCUGGUGUCUUGGGGACUAUUUCUUCUGUAGAAAGUAGUUCCUCUGAAGACUAUUCACUGUGGGGUCUGUGGAUUAUCCAGAGUAACAAGGGCAUUGUUUCUGGAAAGAAAUGUUGCUGUUGAAAAACCACAAACAAAGUCGUAUUUACCUCCACUGUAUUAGGGUGGAGGCAGAAAUCUCAGAGAUAGAUAUCAUAAAUUCUGGACAAAUAAAACCAAGUAGACCACUACAGGUUUUUUUGUUUUUUGUAAUUUGGGUAAAAUUUUUCACCAGACUUAAAGAUGCUGUUGGACUUCAGCAGUCAAGGUGACUUGAGCUAGUAGUCGAUAUAUUGAUUCAUACUAUGGCCACAGAAAAUAUAAAUGUUUGAUUGGCAGAUAACUUAAACAUAGUUCCAGUCAACAGUUUGAUCAAAUGCUGUGUCCAGUAUCACUCCCUGUUUGCUACCUGGCGCACUAUAUUUUCUUUGUGCAAUUUUAUUUGUAAAAUGUCGAUUCCAAAGAAUAGUAAUGGUGAAAAAUUUGUCCGAAAUCUCCUUUCACUGCUCACUGCAGAGUAAACUGUAAAAUGUGUUUAUUAUGUAGGGAAUGGCGAAUAAGACUAUGAUAGUGAAUGACUUCAGGCACAGCUACAGCUUCUAAACUCAAUGUAUAUUAAACAGCAGGUAACCAUAGCAACAACAGUACUCUGCUUUAUGUUGCGUUACCAGUUAAUUUUUUUCUGUGAAUGUAUCUUCUGAAAGCAUCAAUAAUCAUAACCAAAAAAAUUAUUACAUUACAUCAAGAUGCAAACAGAUUUUUCUCAGAUUGGCUUAUCAAACUAACAAUAAAUGGAUAUUCCAGAGAUUUAGUAAUGAACUGAGAUUUAGAAAUUGAAGCAGCUGAGGCUGAGAUAUGCAGACUUGUACUGUAGUCCCUGGUAUGGGUCUUAAAUGUCCCUUAAAUGGCUAAAUUGAUGCUGUUACCACCAAUCAGAGCUUUCGGGUACACUCAUUGAGGUAAAAGGGACACACACAGCCAUCCACACUGCAACACGACUAGUUUUCACACAUUUGUAUUUGAAUGCCGCUGCAGUUGUGCUCAAUUAAAAUGCAAAGCCAGUGUAAAGGUGUACAGUAGUUCAGUGGGUUGUGGAGCGGUUAGAGAGGCUGUGCAGCUUUUUCAUCAACUGCUGUAAUGCAGUUUAAAUUGAAAGGUAAUGUGCUGUGACUCAAGUGUUUUUAAGGUGCUGCAACUUUAAGAUUUCUACUCACGCAUUGUAGAAUUGUUGUGGCACUGGAGUCCCAUUGAAGGUUAUAGAGGUGCCUCUGCUGUGUGCUGUUGUCGGCUUUAUUGUCACCAUACAACUGUCUGUCUUCACCAAACUGCAGCGAGAAUUUAGCGAAUUUAGAGUGUUUAGCUGGACCAAAUAUGGAAUCGAUAGGUUCUCACAGGUAAUUUCAGUUAUUACAAAACACUGCAGGGUGAGUCGAGCUUCUGUCUGUCUGCACCUGUCAGCUUUUGUCUAAUUGGGGUGGAAAUGGACGGGGAAUCUGUAACAGUCCCUGCAUGCAGAGACAAAUAAAACAUCAUUAUUAUGUCAUUUAUAUGUUUACGUUGCCACUUUUGUGCAGUUUGGUUUUCAUCCUCCGAUUUUCUGAUGUUUCAGGUCGUUUCCUCCUCUUCACCUGAAGUGGAACAUCUGAAUGAAAAGUACAACCACUUGAGAUAGAUAUUUAUAAUUCAAUCUGGAGACAAAGAUAUGUAUGCGUGUGUGAAUUUGUGCGUCCGUGUGAGUGAAUGAUUAGAUAUUGAAUAUGAAAAAUGUGAUUCUGAUGACUCUUGUUUGGAGUUGUGAAAUGUGCCUUUUUUAUGGGGUCAUUUUCUCGCCCUACUGUUUUUCUUAUCUUUUGAAAAGCAGCUUCCCAGACAACAUCUGCAUGUAAGCCAUUUCAUUUAACUGACAAUCAGUGUGUCCCCCAAAAUACUUGAUAAUUCUUCUUCUUUUCUUGUUUUUUUCUUUCAUUUCAGUUUUUUUUUUCAUUACAUGGGUUGCCCCUGAGUUUACUGUAUUUCAUUUUAUUUUCAAUUUUUUCCUCCAUGUUUCUGGUAUUUGUUUACAGUAAUUUGGCCAGUCUGUGAUUCAAUCAUAUAUAUGGAUGUUUACUGCUUUAAUGGAUGUUCUGUUUGAUUUUUAUGAUUCACAAAGAAAAUAAAGGCUUUGUGUUCAUCUGAA